Neolamprologus brichardi is the source of this 1408-nucleotide messenger RNA. RefSeq names its product fibroblast growth factor 23. Gene Ontology annotation, molecular function: growth factor activity. NCBI's taxonomy places the organism in Eukaryota, Metazoa, Chordata, Actinopteri, Cichliformes, Cichlidae. The record is from RefSeq and is a predicted model, not a curated record.
CUCUGUUUAAAUAGACGCGUUGGACUUUCUCCUCCUCCAGUAGCGGACCACAUACCAUCCUGAACAUUUGUGCUUUUAGAAGGCCUUUAAUUGCCAUCGAUCAUGCAACUGGCUUCCUUCUUAGUCGUCCUGAUUGCUGUACACGUGUCUGUACCAGUGGAUUGUAGGCCAAGGCUCCAAGAUUCAGAACAACUAGCUCAACAUCAGCAGGGUCGAUUGAACACGGCAACAAAUGCAGAUCCAUCUAUGGGACGCUUCUACUCUGUGCUGGAUGGAUCAAUGACACACAGCAUUUACAGCGGCUUUCUGGUCACUUUGCCUGUGAGAACAGCUAGCAGCAACUUUGUGUCAAUAUUUGAUUUGAGAAGAAAACGUUUCAUCUGUAUGGACUUUAAGGGAAAGCUGUACACAUCUACGCAAAGGGACAGAGCAGACUGCCUCUUCCAGGACAUUUGGUUAGAUUUAGUAAGCCACCAUCAUGUGUUUUACUCUACAAGCGGGAGAAGGCUGCUCAGACUACAAGCAGGUCAUCUGCGAGCGGCACAUGGCGAGCCGCCUGAACACUACUUAGCCCUGCUGAGGCUCUUGAACCCCUCGGUUAAAAGACAGAGAAGGAGCGAAGAGGUGAACCCCUCUGAUCCUUUACGAACAGAAGCAAAUCCCUCACGUUCUGGAAAAGAUCUCCGAGAUGCAGAUCACGUUCGGCCUGAACAGGAUCAGACGGGCGCCGUGUCUAAAGAGACCAUCGCCUCCUGCGACGACCCCCUGUCCGUCUUACAGCCCAACGCGCCUGGAAGCCCUGUGAAGACGAACAUUGCAGACCAAGCCUAAGUCGCCCAGCAUCACUCAUCCAUAGAAGCUGUUUCCCGGGAUAAAUCUGGAUGACCAUUAAGAGCCAUAGAAACCUUAGUCCCUUAUUUCUAGACCUGGUUGAAAAGGACUGAAAAGACCCGUUGAUUAGAGGCCGAACUGACAUCUAAACUCUGCAAAGUCGUCGAGGCUGAAGUUGGUUCAAAAGCGGUCAUCUGAGGAGUUUGCACCGUCCCAAAAAAGGAAGAUCAUGUUUCUAAUGAACUCAGACGGUGCCCUUGCACUUGUGAAGUCAUGCUUUGCUGGGUGGGGAGAUACUGACCUUCCCUGAGUUUUUAUGGAGCUAACCCUCAUAAACCAGGUUACAUCAAAGGGGCUCGUGCAGGUCUCCUGUUUACUCGACAUAAGUUUGGUCCAGUCACCUCUUUGCUGAGGAGAAUUUGAAGCCCUGGGUCAGAUAUGUCAAUAUUUGUUCAAAUAAUUGUUUAAAUCAUCCAACAAUUCUUGAACUGUUGCUGAAAAACAGCAACAAGAACAACAAAAAGACGAAUGAUACUGUUGUGACUGGGAAAACAAUAUCUCCUGCAGCUUCCAUAAA